This is a messenger RNA of Biomphalaria glabrata, 6672 nucleotides long. RefSeq names its product SH2 domain-containing protein 4B-like. Lineage: Eukaryota; Metazoa; Mollusca; Gastropoda; Planorbidae. The record is from RefSeq and is a predicted model, not a curated record. Gene Ontology annotation, cellular component: cytoplasm. The transcript has 13 exons. The coding region runs from base 330 to 1790 and encodes 486 amino acids.
UAUUGUGAAACUGAACGAAAAAAAACAAAAAAAAAACGAAAAUUUUCAUAUAACGAUAAGGAAGCAAGUGUUAGAUUAGUGGUAGUCAGUAGUGUGACCUGUGCUGAAGAAAAGGAAGGAUGGGCAAUGUGAUAAGCUUCUGUUUUCUCUGGUAAAAGGUAAAAUGGCAAAUCCUUCUAGACAUAUAUGAAAUCCCCAGACUAAGUCAAGUUAUGGUGUUAGUGGGCUGACUCUGAGCAAAGCAAGAAAAAGAUUGUAGCUUUGAAAAGGGGAGAACAGAAAGUCAAGACACUCCAGUUGCAAAAAGCCCUUAAUACCAACGAGGCAAAAUGCUGCAACAAAUCCUAGAUCAAAUGUACAUCGACCCUGAGUUGAUGGCAGAGCUCUCUGAAGACCAGAAGCAGAUACUGUUUUAUAAAAUGCGACAGGAACAAAUUAGACGCUGGAAGACUCAUGAAGAACAGAUGGAAGCAGAGGACAAAAAUCCAACAUGUAUGAAAACAGGCAAAAAGAAGGUACAGUUCAUGAAGGCGCGAGAUGGCAGUGACUGGGUCUGGGUGAUGGGGGAGCAUCCCAAUGACAAGAGUAUUGAACAGAUUCUUCAAGAGGAGGCCUUGCUGACUGCCGCCAAAUUAGCAGAAGCUGAGGCCAAAGUACUUAGAGAAAAGGAAGAAGCGGAGUUACAGAAGAGAUUAGAAGAGGAAAGACAACGUCUUCAGAAAGAAAAGGAAGAGAGAGAGAAUGAAAUGAAGCGUCAACAGGAAGAGGCAGCCCUGUAUCAGUCCAUCAAGGAGGCAAGACUAGCCCUGGAGAGAAUGGAGCUAGAGAAGAAAAGGCAAGAAGAAGAAGAGAGAAAACGUUUAGCAGAAAUUGAGCAUUCCAUAAACUCCAAACAAGAUGGCCGUGUGUCUAAUAAAAGCCAGUCACUGAUACUUAACUCCCCCUUUUUGUCGGAAAAAGAGAAAGAGGCCAAAAGGAAAUCCCGAGAAUUCUCUGACUUGAUGAGGGAGAAAAGAAGCAGUGAAAUUUAUACUUCGCUAUUGAAGAAGAGAGAAUCAAUGGAGAAACUAGCAGAAGAGAAUCAGAGUGAGGUGGAGACAAAUUGGCAGGAGCAAGAAAAAAAAGCCAAAGAAGCAGAGCUACAGAUGAGAGAGAAGGCCAGACAAGCCAGAACAGAAUACAGGGAGUCACUGAGACGUUCCAUGAACAUCUUGCAGGCAACUCAAGUCCUGCAAAAUUCUACAAAACCAGCUCCGUCUAAUAACAAACCUCCACUGCCACCAAAAAAACAUUUAAUAGUGACCAGUGCUCCAGGCAUCACAAACAAAAAACCAAGACCACUCAGACCAAAGAACCGCGAACAAGUGGUCAGUUGGUUUCAGAAAGAUGAAAAACAAAAAGGUUCUGGUUUGGACCCAAAGACUGGAAAGGUUGCUGAGUGGUUCCAUGGCAUAAUCAAUCGAUCUGAAGCUGAAGCUAUCCUCCAGGACAAGAAGAGUGGCUCAUUUCUCAUCCGAGUCUCUGAGAGAGUUUGGGGUUAUACAUUAUCUUUAAAAGAGACCAGUGGACUGAAACAUUUUCUGAUUGAUGCUUCUGACUUGGGAUAUCAGUUUUUUGGUGCCGACCAGACAAUACACGAUUCUUUAGCCAGUCUGGUCCUCUUUCAUAAGGACAAUGCCAUUACAGUAUCAGGACAAGAAAAACUUCUAUAUCCAUGUGGUCAACGAUCUGAUCCUCCUGACUACUGGGAGUUAUUUCAUUCUACAGCUUCAGAGAUAACAUCUCUUUAGUUUUGUGUCGUUACCAUGAAGUCAUAAUGUGAUGUUACAUUGUCAAGUGGAAGCAUUCCAUCAACAAUUAGUCAAGGGCCAAACACAGAUAACUCUGCCUGUGGAGCAGACAAUUGAGCCAAAAUGUGCAUGUUAUUAUGGUCCUACAAGCAAAUUAGCUAAAAGCAUUUUGAUGUACAACCUGGGUGUCCUCUUUAUUCGUAUUGUUUGGUUUAAUUGUUAGUUGGAUUCAUUCAAGAAAGAUAGACUUGGUAGAAAGAUAAAUGAUACUGUACUACAUUGAUUCAAGAGAUUUGUGGACUACAGUGCUAGUUAAUAGGCUCAAUAGGAUGGUAUGGUACAGACUCAAUGUGUUGUAGAAGUAUGUACUGUACUGGCAUAUAUAUGCUAUAUAGAAUGUAGAGCUAAAGACUCAGAAAAAGAAUGUAGUAUAGACUCAAUGUAGUAGUAUAAACUUUAGAAUGUAGUGGUUAUAACUCUAGUAUAAUGUAGUUUUAACUUGUGGCAUAGACCUAAUAGAUUACGAAAUGUCUAGUCUUGGCUGUUUAUUAUUUUUAAAAUAGGAUUUUUGUGCCUUAUGAUAUUGUUUUAAAUCUUAAUUUUAUCAAUUGUAACAUUUUGUAAACCUGAGUUUAAAAAAAAACUUAAAUUUUUUGUAUGAAAAUACUUAUAAAAUGUUUUACACGCAUUAUAUUUUUUUGUAAAUAGACAUUUUUUAGCCAUUUAUUUUGAGAUUAAGUUUUAAAAUAAGAAUAGUCAGUACUCUCAUUAUUAUAUUAUCUUGUACAUAGACACUAUAGCAAGGUCAAAGGCCUGAUGUGAAUCAAACAGGGAGAUCACUCCUUUUACUUUCAAGCAGAAGUGAAUAUUUUAUUUUUAUUAAAUUUCAUAUCAAAGGGUAAAGGGACACAAUCUGUCUUUGUUUUUUUUUUUGGUCAAAUUUAAAAAUAGCGAAAUCUCUAUACAUUUCCAAGCUGUAGUGUGAACUUUAGUGUAUUUCCCUCAAAGAACAAAAUUAUUUGUUUAUUUAAUUGCUGUCUCCCAUUUAAUAAAGUAUGAUUUAGCUUGGUAGUAUUUUUUAAACUUGGAAUGUGGCUAUUUUACUAUUACUUGCAUGAUCAGACUGUAUGGACUUUACAGUAGCUGUUAUGACUUUGGUCUUUACAUUGUAGAUAUCCAAUUUGAGUAGGACAAUACUUGGUAGCCAAUGUGAUCUAGCACAAAAUACUAUUGGAGUGUUGUUGUCUUUUUUUUUUUAUUGAGUAUUUUACUGAAGAGACCUUAUAUUAAGUGUACAUAUUGACAAUGUAGUAUGAUAUAUAAAUUUGUGUACAUUGAUAAUUUAGAUCCGACUAUUGUAUACUGUAUAUUCAUCUAUAUCUAUGUCUAUCUGGAGUGUACCAGUACUGCUGCUUUAUAUUUUCAUCAUGAAUAGUAUACCCAUAACUAAUCAAACUUGAAUACUGUCAGAUCUCAUUGUCUUAGGCAUGAUUGAAGAGUGUGAACAGUAAAUAAUUAAGCUAUUUUGCCAUACUCCCUGGGUUUAGCUUGCAUAGAUGAUAGGUAUCCUUUUAAGACCUUGUGAUCCAUGGAUGCAAAUGAUGUAAAUCUCAUCUGUUUCUAUGGCCAGCAAGGGUGUCUUUGGCCAGCAAGCAUGACUUUGGCCAUCACAAUGACCAACUGCACUCAUAUGUCAGGUAGCUUUUAGAGUUGGAUGGACUCAGGGGUGUCCUAAAAAUCCCCAAAUCAAAAUGACUAGGAUUUGAACUUGAGACCUCUCAGUUCAAAGGUCAUGUUGUGCAUGGUGGCAAAGCACAUAGAUGUUACACUAUGAAAUAAUGUCAUGUGGAAAUGAAGUAAAUAGAAGACAAUGAGGUUUGAGACCCCUGGGUUCAAAGGUCAUGUUGUGCAUGGCGGUAAAGCACAUAGAUGAAAUGAAAUAAUAGUGAAUAGAAGACAAUGAGGUUUGAUUGUAUCUAGAUUUUUGUUAAAAUUUGUAUCAAGAUUAUUGCAUGAAUCAAACUUUAAAAAAUUCAAUACCUUUUUUUUAAUGACUAAACUUGAAUACUUGGAUGCAUGAUAACAAACUGUUAUUUGAAUCAAAUUCGGUACUAUUUGUUUCUAUCUCUUAGUUAUCAACACUAUGUGCAAUAUGAAUUGUUAUGUUCUAGCCAUGAAUCAAAACUAGAAUUUACUGUAAAGCUCUUUAAAACUAGACUUGAUUAUCAAAAUAAUUGACUGUGUAUUGAUGUUACAUAUAGGACAGUUUUACAAUGUCAUCUCACUCUAGCUAACGUUAAUAAUAAUUUUAUGUAUAAAGCGCUGUUGACAAACAAAAUGUAGGCUCAAGGCGCCGUUUACAACGUUACAAACACGAGAACUAAAAUUACAAAUGAAUGUAAAAUAUAACAAAUACACUUCACACUAAAACAAAUAUAUCGUACAACCUAACAAAGACACAUCACACUAUAACGUAUAUUCGUCACUAUAACAAAUACACAAUAAUAGAUAACGAAUUUCAUUCCUAAGUUUAAAAGCGUGUCAUGGCGUGGCCCAUCAUUCCCAGAAAUCUUCUGCAGAGGCUGUUAACUCCAAUGAAUGUUCUGCCGAGGCUGCUAACUCUAAUGAAUGUUCUGUACAUUUUCAUCUGGUUAAUACUUCACUCUGUGAUCAUCUCUUUGUAUCCCUUAUAUAGCUCUCUUUGUAUCCCUAUAUAUAGCUCUCUUUGUAUCCCUUUAUAUAGCUCACUUCGUAUCCCUAUAUAUAGCUCCUCCUUUGUGGUUGAAGAUAUGCACAUUUUGCAUUUUCUAUGAAGAUAACUGUUAAGUCCAAUCCUCACUUUGAAAAGCCAGUUGCACAUGUGCCAAGGGUAUGCUUCUCUUAGCUUUUUGUUGCCUAUGUGUUCUUUCUUGCUGGCUACUCUCCUCGCUUUGUAUCUUGAGACUCCCAACACUCACGGCUUCACGCCACGAGAAGCAUUCAAGAGCUGAGUGUUUCCCAGCCUUAAAUGUCAUUGUCACAUUCCUUGAGGAAGCUUAAAAGGGUGUCUUUGAAGCGCUUGUGUUGACCCUCCUAUGAGCACUUCCCUGUACAUCCAUGAAGAAGUUGUUUGGGAAGGGGAUUGCCAGGCAUGCGGACUGUUGGUCCUGCCCAUUGAAAUUGGGACCUUUUUUGCUGUGGCAUGAAUACCGUUCAUAUUCGACAACUUUAGGAUUUCAACAUCUGGUAUGUGCUCAAGCCAAUUCACCUUAUGAAUUUUUCUUAGACAGGUGGAAGGAGUUGAGCUUUUUGAUGUGGCGGGAAUACAAUGUCCAAGACUGGUGCAUAUAAGAGUGAAGGGGGAACUACAGCACUGUAGACUUUCAGUUUUAUGGAUAUGCCUAGUCCUGUCUACAAUAUAUUUAACAAUUCAAAUACCAAAGAAUAUAAAACAAUCUAAAUAUUUGGUCAAUCUUAUUUAGUCCACAUUAAUGGACACUAGUUUUCAGCAGUAUUUUUUAAAAGACAAUCUGACAGAAUUAUUUUUGAAACUGACUCAUUUCUGAAAUCUCUAUUUUACUCUGCUGUACAUUGUCCCUAUCUCACAGGGCUGUCCACACGGGACAUGUUCAGUGUUUUUUUUUUACCUGAACACAAUACUCAUCUCCGCAGUCAGAUCUCAAAUUGUAAUUAUUAAGCUUUGGAAUGUAUUCAAGAUUGUAGCACAAACCAGAUUCCAAUCUUUUGGUGGAUGGGGGGGAUACAUUUUACUACAACAAUUUUAGUUGUUUUUUUUCCCCUCAAUGUCCAUCAGCCUGUAUGCCGACAGUUAAGACAAAGGCAACAGUUGAGUCUCAAUAUACCAACUGCACAAAAUUGUUUAAUUCCACAAGCUUUAGAAAGAAAGAAACUGAAAUGGCUUGAUGUCAGAGUCACUUUAAUAUUUUCAUGCUUCUUGUACCUGGUUUACUGUCUGGUCACAUGACUUGAACGUAGCCAAUGGCUUCUAUUGUUGAAAGUGUUUUCAUGUAUAUUUUGACCAGUAUGAGGACGACACCUUUCUGAUGGUCAAGUCAAAUGCUUCAUAACUGGUCGUGAGGUUCACGCGCUGAACUGUCAUUCAGAUAUGCCAAUGGUCCCGGGCUCAAACCCUGCCCGCUACAAUCCCUGUCGUUCUGUGGGAGGUUUGAACUAGGAAGUAAAUUAUCUUCGGAAAACAUUUGAUCAAAGAAAGUAUUUGAAUACAUUUCAGUCUGUAAUAUUUCACACUUUGCUAAGGGAGGAUAUUUCUUUAUAUCUAGACCUAACAUGUUUUUCAACUUCAGUGAAAGAGAACCUGUUUUUUAAUAGUUUUUUUUUUAAUAGGUUUUUUUUUUGUUGUUGUUUUUUAUUGAUGUAACAUUGAAGCUAAAGAUCAGUUUUCAACAAUCAACUCUAAUCAACAUGACUUAUAUCCACUUCCAGACAUAAUCUGUAUAUUUAUUUCAUUGCCAUUAUUACCAAUAUCUUUAUUUACAUAAUUGCACCAAAAUUGAUUUAGCAGUUCAAAAUGCCAAGCCAAAAUGCCAAGCAGCUGAUUUGGCAACAUUACUCUCCACUAUAAACACGUCCGAAUUAUAAAGACCGUUUGACCAGAUUUUUUUUUUUUUUAGAGUUACUACCAAACGAUUAUUUUUAAAUCCAAUGUACUCCUGUUUGUUAUCUGCCUUAUGACUUAUGCAUAUAUAUAUUUGUUCUCAUUAUUUACCUGUUUUUUGGGUUCACCUUACAGCAUUGUUAUCUCUCUUGACUUGUUCUAGAUCUUUACAUAAGUUAUCUAUCUACACAACUUUUUGUUAAAUAAUUAGUUUAGUAUCAUUUGAUGUUUCAUGAAACGGAAAUAAAGAUUUGUUUGCAAAGUAAA